Messenger RNA from Prunus armeniaca (apricot), 669 nucleotides. The record is from the annotation of a GenBank genome assembly. Lineage: Eukaryota; Viridiplantae; Streptophyta; Magnoliopsida; Rosales; Rosaceae.
AUGGGUGUCUGCCUUGUCCAAGCUGUCCAAACCCACGGUAGAGACCCGACCCGCACUCCAGCUCCAACGGCUCAACUUCUCAAUUCCCUAAGCCACCCUACCGGAGCUGUGGAUAUGGGCUUCGACAAAAUUCUCCCUCAAUUUCCCUUGCCGAAUGGCAAGGGUUAUUGCCGAGGCCGGAUCUUGUUCUCCGAGAACUCAAGUUGCGACAUGCAAUUUUAUACCUUCGGCACCCUCAUGCCUAAGCACACCGCCUUGCGACAUACAAGCUUUGUGUUGCCUUCGGCACCCCCGUGCCUAGCCAUAUCGUCUUGCGACAUGCAAGUUUUGUGUCACCUUCGGCACCCUCGUGCCUACGCCUUGCGACAUGCAAUUCUUAUGCCUUCGGUACCCUCGUGCCCAGCCACAUCACCCUACGACAUGCAACUUUAUGUCUUCGGCACCCUCGUGCCAAGUUCUCUCCCUUCCAAAUGUCCUUCUUACCCGGGGACUUGGGGAACUAUGGGCAAUGCACUAUACAACUUGGAAGAUGAACUAUGGUGUUGCUCGACUAGUGCAUUAUACAGCUUGGAAGAGGAACUAUGGUGUUGCUCGACCAGUGCACUUAAAAUCACAAGUCUCCAAUCAAGAAGUACCUUCUUACUCGCGAACUUAGAGAACUACUGUUGA